Molecule: messenger RNA, 699 nt
Organism: Abrus precatorius (Indian licorice)
Lineage: Eukaryota; Viridiplantae; Streptophyta; Magnoliopsida; Fabales; Fabaceae
Exons: 2
Coding region: 1-699 (232 amino acids)
Cellular component (GO): nucleus; cytoplasm
Molecular function (GO): 3'-5' exonuclease activity; nucleic acid binding
Source: RefSeq, a predicted model, not a curated record
AUGAAUCAAAGAGAGUAUCAGUAUUCAAGUACGACGCUCACUUACAACCGCCGCAUCCCGAGUAACGACUGCCAAAUAUACGACAUCACGGUAGGCGGAGACACAUUCUCCGUCACCGUCACCGCCUCCCCUUCCGUCGCGCAACGGUGGGUGGAUUAUGUCAUCAGUAAUAACGAGCGUGAAUUCAACAACAACACGGCGGUGGUGGGUCUCGGCGUGCAGUGGACUCAGACCGCCAGAUUACGUCGUUCAGCGGAGACAGUGGAGCUUUGCGUGGGGAAAGAGUGCCUCAUUUUCCAAAUCUCACGCACCGAUUACGCGCCGGCCAGUCUACGCAAAUUACUGGAGAACCGUUCGUGCACCUUCGUGGUUGUGUCUGAGUAUUCACAUAGACGAAUGUUGUCGCUUUCGCCGUUGGCGUUGCAGAUGAGAAGCGAUCCCGUGAAUGUGAGGAGUGUGUUGAGAAUGCCGAUUCUUAAUUCUUCGCUGCGGGCAUUUCUAGAAGGUGAAACGUCGACGUUUACGACAGAUAUCUACAGGUACACCGAUUGGCGCGUUGAGACUCUCAGCGAUGAACAGGUUCUUCAUGCGUCUAUCCAAGUUCGCAUUGCUUACCUCCUGGGCAUUUUCCCCCAGUGGGUAGCUGCGCACGGUGGAGUCACAGGGGGAACACAACAGGACACGGCAGAACUGGGGUAG